Molecule: messenger RNA, 429 nt
Organism: Sphaeroforma arctica JP610
Lineage: Eukaryota; Ichthyosporea; Ichthyophonida
Exons: 2
Coding region: 1-384 (127 amino acids)
Source: RefSeq, a predicted model, not a curated record
AUGUUCAUAUUUUCACCGUAUGAUACUUUCUCUCCAUAUGUUCCUGUUCUUAGAGCGGGGCUGUAUCCCAAUCACUUUGCGUAUGAUGCUGAUUUGGUGGAAGCCACGAGAGAUGCACAGCAAUGGCUCCGCAAUCACGCACAUGGACUACUCAAAACACCCCGCAGCACAACCACCACACAACCAACCCACACCACACACAAAACGGACGACGCCAGUACCGACGACGAGAUUGUGAGUGUAGAUGAAUCACGAGUGACACUGACCACCUCACGCCAAACGCUCACUCUGACCACUGUGUGUGCCACGGCAGCUGAGGUGAGUGGCACAGGACCACCACACUGGGUGUUUAAGGGUUUUAGGGUUUUAGAGUUUUCGCCCUGAGGUGAGACUGUGGUGUGACAGUUGGGGUGGCAUGGGCGUAGCUGC